Pristis pectinata (smalltooth sawfish) is the source of this 6062-nucleotide messenger RNA. RefSeq names its product ArfGAP with RhoGAP domain, ankyrin repeat and PH domain 2 (gene arap2). The record is from RefSeq and is a predicted model, not a curated record. Gene Ontology annotation, molecular function: GTPase activator activity; protein binding; phosphatidylinositol-3,4,5-trisphosphate binding. Lineage: Eukaryota; Metazoa; Chordata; Chondrichthyes; Rhinopristiformes; Pristidae. Gene Ontology annotation, biological process: signal transduction; positive regulation of GTPase activity. The transcript has 33 exons. The coding region runs from base 451 to 5529 and encodes 1692 amino acids.
ACUGGUGGGCGGUGUGAUUGCGAAAGUGGAAACCAGGAUGCGAAAAGCUGCAUUUUUGUAUUCAAUGAACGCUGUCUGUCUGGCAGUUCUCACUAAAAUACCCGAUAUGUUUACCCACAGCAAAAUGAAAUAAGCGUGUGAAGUUCCUGAAAAUGUGACCACACGGAGUGGAGUGAGAGUGCGUGGAGUGAAGUGAGCCACACAGGCACUUGUGCAGACUAGCUUCUCGGAACUGAAUUGACUCAGCUUUUCUUUGUAAUAAGAUGCUGAUUUCUGUGACAUCACGAGGUGGAAGAAAGAUUACUUUGGAUCGCAAUAAGCAUGUCCACACCUGAUGAUUUCCAGACACAACAAACUCCAAUGGCAGGCUGUGUCAGGUUGCUGGGUGUACAUAUAUGUUAGGAAGUAAUUGUCAAUGAAGGAGGUUGGAAUGAGACAGAAGUUGCCACAAUGCUGUCAUCUGACAAGGCCGAUAGCAGCAUCAUGGACUGGUUGAUUGACAUCCAUCUGGAGCAGUACACUGACAAUUUCAAACAUGCUGGCUACUGCACAGUGGCGGACUGCAAACACUUAAAUAAUGAGAUUCUUCUUCAGAUUGGGAUUACUCCAACAGGACAUCGGAAAAGGAUACUCAAACAUUUGCACAAUGUGUUUCCAAAAGCUGAUGAGUGGAAAGUGUCUAAAUGCCCUGAUGAAUUGUUGCCCAGAGGUACAGAAUCAAAAAGCAAUAACCAGGGCUUUACUGCACAGAGUCUACCCAAGGAAGAUGUUGAGACCAGUGUCCCAGUGUCUAAACUGAGAACUAUCUUUAUUAAAGGUGAUUUAACUUCGAAUCCUACAAACCCAGUGAAUAUUGGAUGUGUUAACUCAAAAAACAAACCACCAUCUCCCCAACUGCAGCAGGUUGAAACACAGGAGAAAUUCUCGGUUGGUAAAAGUCCUCAAAUGGUUGCAUCAGAGACUAGCGGUGCCUGUAGUAAUCCAUGUGAACCACAAGAUGAUAUGGAUAGCAGACCACCACUUCCACCACGGGUUCAUCAGGGAACACCGCCACUCAAGUUCACUGGAGACAGGGUGUCACUGCCUUCUGGUUCUGUUGAUUCCUGCCAGUUUUCCUUCGCAAAUGAGCAGUCUACAUCCAUGGAAACUAAAUGUACAUCGAGCAGUCCACCAGACUCGCCUCUUUUUGAAUUUCAAGGCGAAAUGAUCCUGAACGAUUUCUAUGAUGGAAUGGUGGGCACUUCAGAGCAGGUUACUUCAUGUCCUGUGAAAACAGCUGAUCUUCGAAACAGACCAGUGCCACAGCUCCCAAGUUCAUGUACAGCACAAGGUGUUAUCCUAGACCCUACAGACAGCAGUUCCUUACUGAAAAGGAGAAACGUCAACCUCUCGCACUUUCCUAUUUGUGACUGCCCUCAAAACCCAUUGUUGGCUGAUGUGUUCAGAGCUGAUGGAGACAUGCCUUCUCCUAUCACCCCGUACGGUGAAACAUUCCUGCACCACAAAUCCGAAAGCUGCCAGGUUUUAAGGAAACAGCUGCCUGGUAUGGAGACAUCAGUAAGCCAGAACAAUGAUCAAGUGACAAACAAUGACCUGAGGAACUGCCGAAGUGCAAAUUUGCAUGCCGACUAUGUUGAGCAGCCGGUAUCACACUCUGACCAUUGCACAGUAGAGGAAGAAUCUGAAGCAGAAUAUUCCAUGGUAGAUGACAGUAUUUGCUACCAGAGGUCGUCUGUUCAGGCAUUGUCUAAAAAUUAUUGCAGCAUUCAAGCAGCAAGUGGUUGCCAGGAAGGUCAUUUGCCAUCCUCUAGUUGCACAGGAGAAUCUUCCCAUGGGGAAGUGAAUGUAGAUGAGGAUUCAAUAUCACCCUAUGCUUGCUUCUAUGGUGUGCCAAAGAAAACAAAAGAAGGUUGGCUGGAUAAACUCUCACCACAAGGAAAUUGUGUAUUCCAGAAACGAUGGGCUAAGUUUGAUGGAGAGAAUUUGUCAUACUACAACAAUGAGAAGGAAAUGUAUUCAAAGGGAAUAAUUCCACUCUCUUCAAUGAAAUCAGUGCAUCGAAUGGGAGACAACAAAUUUGAGAUUGUUUCCUUCAACAGAACUUUUACUUUCAGGGUUGAAAAAGAAGGUGAUAGAGAUGACUGGAUUGACACAAUUUUAAAUGCAUUGAAGUCAGACUCCAGUGUCCUUUCACACCUGAAUAGUCAUUCCACUGUUAUGGCUGACAAGUAUGGUUCUCUGGAACUAAGGGGCUACAAAGCCAAAAUAUAUGUUGUAUUGAGAGGCAGCAAAGUUUGGCUUUAUAAAAGUGAACAGGAUUUUAAAGCUGGAGUUGGUAUUACAAUGGUACACACAAAUGUGGCAACAGUCAAAGACGUUGAUCGUAAAUGUUUUGAACUAUCUACACCAUUCCGAAACUUCAGCUUCACAGCAGAAUCUGAGCGAGAGAAACAAGAAUGGAUUGAAGCUAUGCGAGGAUCAAUAGCAGAAAGCCUCUCAGACUAUGAAGUGGUGGAGAAGAUCUGGUUCAAUGAGUCCAACAGAAACUGUGCAGAUUGCCGAGCACCUGAUCCUGAAUGGGCAUCCAUCAAUCUAGGAGUUGUCAUUUGCAAAAAAUGUGCAGGUCAGCAUCGAUCAUUGGGAUCAAAUAUUUCCAAGGUUCGUAGUCUGAAGUUGGACAUUAGUAUUUGGAGCAAUGAACUUGUUGAGCUUUUCAUUGUGGUGGGAAAUAAAACAGCCAACAGCUUUUGGGCAGCAAAUCUCAAACCAAGUGAAGAACUGGAUAUGGAUGCUCCACCAAACCAUCGUCUAGAAUUCAUCACGCAAAAGUACAAGGAGGGAAAGUUUCGGAAAAAACUCUCAUCAUUUCUAACACAGGAGGAACUUAACAAGGCCUUGUGUCAAGCUGUCGUGAAACAAGAUAUCUUAGAGACUCUGUCACUUGUUUUCAGCGGGGCAGAUGUCAUGUGUGCAACUGGAGAAGCUGCUCAUUGUACCCCUUACAUGUUGGCACAGAAAGCUGGCCAACGAUUGCAAAUGGAGUUUCUAUUUCACAAUAAACUCUCAGUGCUUCCAAAAAUUGAUUCAUUGUCUGAAGCUGGCGCUCAUUCUGAUAAAUCACAGUCCACCUUUCUGUGUGGUUUCCUGUACAAGGCCGUCAACACUACCAAAACAGUAACUGAGAAAAGGCUGAAGGAAGAAUUCAACAAGCGAUGGUGUACCCUAGAAGGUGGAUUUCUCAGUUAUUAUGAAAGUGACAAGUCUGCCACACCAAAUGGGAGGAUUGAUAUAAGUGAGGUAGUCUGUUUGGGAGUAACCAAGUCUGAUCUUACUUGGGGACCUGGGGUAAGCUAUACCUUUGAGAUGUAUUUGCUGUCAGAACAUGUCUUCUCCUUUGGAACUGAUAAUAUCGAAAUCCUAAAAGACUGGACUAGGGCAAUAACAAAGUGUUUCAUUCCUGAGAUGGUACAAAUCCUGACCAAAAGGGAUUAUGAACUGAUUGGUCGACUCUAUUACAAGGAUGUGCAUAACCUAGAAAACUGGAGAGCAGGCUGGUUUGCAUUGGAGAAAUCACGACUCUGCUUCUGUCCUGAACAAGAUGUGGCUGAAGAGGAUUCAGUCCAUCUAAAGAGGCUGCAAGAACUUACAGUCAGCAUCCAGACUGAGAGAAACAAUGAGAAGAAGGAUGUCUUGCUCCUCGUAGAAAAGGGAAGAACUUUGUACAUCCAUGGUCAUACGAAGCUGGAUUUCACUGCUUGGCACGACGCCAUAAGGAAAGCAGCAGGUACAGAUGGUAAUGCACUACGAGACCAGCAGCUCAGCAAAAAUGACAUUCCCAUCAUUGUGGACAGCUGUAUAGCGUUUGUUACACAGUAUGGACUUGGUUCUGAAGGAAUUUACCAAAAAAAUGGCACACCAUCACGAGUUAACCAACUGUUGGAUCAAUUCAGAAAAGAUGCCAGAAACGUGAAGUUGAGAAUUGGGGAACAUCAACUGGGUGAUGUAGUGGAUGUGAUGAAGAGAUUCCUGUUUGAAAUAGAUGAUGCUCUCCUCACCAAGGAAUUAUAUCCAUAUUGGUUGUCUGCAUUAGAUGUGCAAGAUGGAACAGAACGACUGGAAAAGUACAGGAUGUUAAUAAAAACAUUACCACGUGUCAACCGGAUUACUCUUGCCGCACUGAUUGGUCACCUCUACAGAGUACAGAAAUGUUCAGAGAUGAAUCAGAUGAACACACACAGUUUGUCCCAAGUGUUUUCACCCUACUUAUUCCAAACAGAAGGUCAAACUAAACAAGAAGUGAAUGUUAUAGAGGAUCUUAUCAAUUUAUAUGUGCAACUCUUUGGUGUUAAUGAAGACCAAGUAAAACAGAUGGAGAUUGAAAAUAGCUUCAUCACAACUUGGAAAGACACACAGAUUGCACAAGCUGGCGAUCUCAUCCUUGAAGUAUACCUGGAGAAGAAGGAGGCUGACUGUUGCUUCAUCAUAAGGGUAUCUCCGACAAUGUCUGCUGGAGAACUGACUCACUCUGUCUUAGAAAUGAAGAACAUCGUUAUUGAGGAGAAGGUUGUUUGGGCCACGUUUGAAGUGAUAGAGAAUGGAGACCUUGAGAGAGCACUGCACUACCAAGAGAAUGUCCUAGAACAGGUUCUUCAGUGGAGUAUACUGCCGGAGCCUGAAUCUGCCUACUUGAUCAUAAAACAAUUUCAAGCAGCAAAUGCAAUCAAAAGCUACUUGGCAAAGAAUAUCAAAGAUUCCGGGAAAGCAGGAACUCUGAAAUGGAGAGAAGAACCAUCUAAACUAUUAUCUGGAAAUAAAUUUCAGGACCGUUAUGUUGUCGUGCGAGAUGAGAAAUUACUCCUUUACAAAGAUGCAAAGAGCAACAAACCAGAAAAAGAAGUACUUGUGAAAUCCUUGAAAUUCUACUUUGGUCUGAAAAAGAAACUGAAACCUCCAAGCAGCUGGGGCUUUACACUUUGUUCAGAAAAGCAGCAUUGGUAUUUGUGCUGUGAUAAGGAGGAAACAUAUUUGGAAUGGUUGGCUAGUUUGCUCAGUGCACAGCAUGAGGAUGAUCUUUGGCAACCAGCUGGCAAGUUACAUAUUUCGUCAAUGAUGCUGACUGCAAAACUAGGGACCAUGGGUAUAAUGCCAAUGCAAGAAUCAGCCGACAGAAGGAAAGUGGAACAAAUGCAAAAGGAUGCCAGGAAGUUGAAUCUGAAUGACUUCCUUCAUCACACAGUCCGUGAGGAUACGCACAGGAAAUCACAUCACUUGGCUGCCUACUUACAACACUCAGGGGUUUUGUCUGGCAACGGACAAGAGCCAAAUAAGCGCACUUUACGACCAGGUCAAGCUACUGUAACACAAAGUGACACAAAGUUAAGACUCCGCCAGGGUCUACAGUGUCCAGGUCAAGCAGAAACAACGCUUAAUAAAAUGUACUUUGGAACUGAUACAAAACUUCAUUCAAAACUCAUGCAAGAGCUGAACACAGUCUUUCUAAAAAGUAAUCCUCCAUUAAAGAAUGAAUAACAUGAGUCAUCUUUUAAAAUAUGGAUGAAUAGACCUUUUAAUAUGAAGACUUCAUAUAGAUAUUAAAUGGAGAAUUUGCCAAUUUAAGACCUUCAUAAUGGGGUGAUUCUCUUCAUUAGCCUACUUACAUUAUUAAAAGAGCUUGGAUCAACUCCAAUUGUGUCAGCUUAAAAGCCACACUGAAUCAGUAGAAGUACUCAAAGUACAAUUUUGUUGGUGCACUUGAGAUCUUUUACGUGCACCACUCUCAACAGUUGCCUUAGAUGCAGUAAUAUAAUUUGAUACUCUUAGUAUUUACAAAAAAGGUACUUUUCACUCCAUUGUCGCUAUUUCUGAAGCAAAAAUUCAAUACAUAGAAGCACAGUAAAUAAGGUGGUUUGGAUACAAUCUGUAAAUAAUGAUUAAUUUACUUGGUGUUAUCCAUGUUGGUAAUGGACUGUGAUGCUUCUUGGCUAUCAGUUUAGCAAGGGAGUUCAGCACAGUUCAUCUUCUCCAUUGUCCUAUGUUAUGUUAAUAAAGUUAAACUAAAGGGA